CAUCGGAAUAAAUGAAGAAAACUCAAUAUCAAUGGACCGGCGGCAGGUCAAUUACUAAGAGGAUCAGUCCGAAAGAGGUGCCAACUGGAAUGAAAUCAUCUGUCUGCGUGCAGAUUCCACCCUUGAGAACUGUUGGCUCAUCGAUUUAGUAACACCUGUCUCGUUGGAUGUUGCAGAUCUGAACUUAUGAAAGCAACAGGACUGAUACGGUGGGUGAGGAGCAUGACCAGGGGUCUAGGUUAUAACAAUACAAGAGUACUGCAGUAAUGAACACUUCUCCAGGAAUGGCACCAUCAUCUCCAGUAUUGUUUUCACCCUCUCUCACUCGGAGAACCCCGAGUCCUGGAAGGAGGUCACCCUCACCUUUCAGGUCACCCUCCCCUUCCAUCAUGACUUCACCUAAACUAUGGCAGAAAGCUGCAAUAUCACGCUUGGCUGAGGAGUUCUUCUGGAUUGGGGGAAGUAUUGUUGCAUUGCCAAAAUGGAGAAUGGGCCAAAUAGUGGAGAGAUGCAUGUGCAACAUGCAAGCCGGCUCACAAAUGAUUAAACUCAGAGGAAAAUCCAAGGCUUUGGUGCGACUUUUCUACCUAGAUGAACACAAGUCCUGCAUUCGCUGGAGGCCCUCCAGAAAACAUGAGAAAGCUAAAAUCACCAUAGACUCUAUCCGUGAGGUCUGUGAGGGGAUGAAAACAGAGGUCUUCAGGCGAUUUGCCAACAAUAAUUUUGAUCCAAACUGCUGCUUCAGUAUUUAUCAUGGAGACCAUGUGGAAUCUCUCGACUUAGUUUCCACGAAUGGAGAAGAGGCGCGAAACUGGAUUACUGGCCUUAAAUACCUCAUGGCAGGCAUCAGUGACGAGGACAGUCUGGCAAAAAGGCAACGCACACGAGAUCAAUGGUUGAGGCAGACCUUUUCAGAAGCAGACAAAAAUGGCGAUGGAAAUCUGAGUAUCGGAGAGGUUCUACAGCUGCUCCACAAACUCAAUGUGAACCUUCCAAAGCAGAAAGUUAGAGAAAUGUUCCAGGAGGCUGACACUGAUGAAAACCAGGGGUCUUUGACAUUUGAAGAAUUCUGUAACUUUUACAAGAUGAUCUCGACACGCCGAGAUCUUUACUUAAUUAUGAUCACCUACAGCAACCACAAAGAGCACAUGGAUUUAAACAACCUCCUCCGGUUCUUGGAAAAUGAGCAAAAGAUGGUUAAUGUGACAAAAGAGAAUUGCAAAAUGAUAAUUAACCAGUUUGAGCCAUGUCCUGAAAACCAAACACACAUGGUGCUGGGUAUUGAUGGUUUCACCAACUAUAUGCGUAGUCCUUCAGGGGACAUCUUCAACCCUGAACACCAUCAAGUAUAUCAGGACAUGACACAGCCCCUGACAAACUAUUACAUUGCAUCUUCUCACAAUACCUACCUGACGGGUGAUCAGCUGCUUUCUCAGUCCCGAGUGGAUAUGUAUGCUUAUGUGCUUCAAGCGGGUUGUCGAUGUGUGGAAGUGGACUGCUGGGAUGGUCCUGAUGGAGAACCUAUUGUGCAUCAUGGUUACACACUUACCUCAAAAAUACUCUUUAAAGAAGUUGUUGAGACAAUCAACAAAUAUGCUUUUGCCAAAACCCAAUACCCAGUGAUUCUCUCUAUAGAGAAUCACUGUACUGUGCCUCAACAGAAGAAAAUGGCUCAAUACCUCAUGGAAGUGCUGCAGGACAAACUGGACCUGUCAAAUGUCAGUGUGAAUGAGUCUAGACAUCUGCCAUCUCCAGAGGUUUUAAAAGGGAAAGUGCUUGUCAAGGGUAAGAAGCUGCCAGCAAACAUUGAUGCUGAUGCAGAGGAGGGCGACGUGUCUGAUGAAGACAGUGCUGAAGAGGAAGAGGACGAAGAGGAGCCAAUUAAUGGAGAUACAAGAGAAGGAGCAUCAGAGACUUGUGAUGAAUCAAAGAAACACUCAAGGAGGUUGUUCAUGGGCAGCUUCAGGCGCAAGAAGAAAAAAAGUGUGAAAUUAAAAAAGAAGCCCAUCCUGAGUGACUCUGAUCCUGACCAGGAAAUCCCGAGCAGUAAUGAUAAACAGGUCAUCAGCUAUGGCAAACGGAGGAAAACAAUGAGACUUUCUCGUGCCCUCUCUGAUCUGGUCAAGUACACAAAGUCAGUGCAUGUUCAUGAUAUUGAAACUCAAGCGUACAUGUGCAGCUGGCAAGUCUCCUCCUUAAACGAAAGCAUAACUAACCAGAUCUUGCAGCUAAAACCUGCCCAGUUAGUUCGCUUUAAUCAACGGCAACUUUUAAGAGUUUACCCCUCCAACUACCGUGUUGAUUCUAGCAACUUCAAUCCUCAGCCAUUUUGGAAUGCAGGAUGUCAUUUGGUCGCUCUGAACUAUCAAACAGAAGGCCGUAUGCUUCAACUGAACAGGGCGAAAUUUGCAGCCAAUGGAAACUGUGGCUAUGUGCUAAAGCCAAAAUGCAUGUGUAAAGGUGCCUUUAAUCCUAUGUUGGAAGACCCUUUACCAGGAAACAGGAAAACUCAGUUAGUGCUCAAAAUAAUCAGUGGCCAGCUGCUACCAAAGUCAAAAGACUCUAUGUUAGGAGACAGAGGAGAGAUUAUAGAUCCCUAUGUGGAGGUAGAGAUUAUUGGAUUGCCUGUCGAUUGCAAUAAACAGCAGACAAGAGUAGUGGAUGACAACGGUUUUAACCCCAUGUGGGAGGAGACACUUGUGUUUACACUACACAUGCCUCAGAUUGCCUUGGUACGCUUUAUGGUUUGGGAUCAUGAUCCAAUUGGCCGAGACUUCAUUGGACAGAGAACAAUAGCAUUUAAAAGCAUGAUGCCAGGUUAUCGACAUGUCUAUUUAGAAGGUAUGGAGGAAGCAUCUAUCUUUGUGCAUGUUGCAAUAAAUGAUAUCACAGGAAAGGUCAAAUCAAGCAAUGCGGUAAAGCAGUUAAUCCAGAAAAAGUUCAUGCAAACCUCUGAAGAUGGCACAAGGACAUCUUUUACUCCAAACUUCCUGCGGAAAGGAGGAGUUGGGAAGAGCCAAGCAAAAGUUAUGCGUGGAUCACCAGAUUCCUACACCAAAGAGGACUUUCUAAGCAGACGUUAUAGUGAUGACCUAAGCUCAAAGGACAGCAGGAGUACCUCACAGUCUGCUUCUUUUCUCAGAGGAGCUCAGAGUGAACCCCUGAGAAGAGCCCAUAAGGUGUUUUUUCAUGAGCCAGAAGGAUCUCAUGAGGGACGGCGGCGCUUGUCCUCUAUCACAUGCUCGGGUGGAGCAGGUGCGGCCAUGGACUACACUAACUUAGGGUUUGACUCAAAAGAGAGUUCAGAACUGAACAUUCAGACUUCUUCAUUUCAACCUCACCUUUCCAAUGCAGGUAACCAGGAGUUGACUGUUUCAAAACAGAACAAUUUACAUCCAACAUUUAACUCGGAAAGCAUGAUUUCUAGGUCUGCAGACCUAUUGGUACUCAAGAUGAAGGGUGCUGCUUCUACACUGAAUGACUGGCCCUUGUUGUCAAAGCAAAUCUCAGAAACUAAAGCAAUUUAUAAGGCAUCAGAUCUGGAACUUGAAACGUAUCAGCCUAUUAAUGCCAAACGGCGUCAUCUAAAAACUCAGUCUUCCAUAAGCUCAGAGCCUACAGUGCCAUGUGAAUCUUUGAGUUUCAAUCCGAUACCUGAUGGAGCACUGGAUCCCUCUAAUGGAACUUUAAACACCAAAAACGUGGUACUCAAUAACAUCUGUGGACCAUCUUUAGAUUUCAAGCUUAAGUCCCAGUUGCAGCCGUUGUCCAUCCCUGCAACCCCUGCAAUGAGUAGACGCAGCUUGAAUGACCCAAGCAGACAAUCUUCCAAGGAUUCUCCAUUUAAGGGACGCAGAUCACAAAGCGUCCCAAGACACCAUCCACCCUCUCCCCCAAACACACCAUGGAAUGGAAGAAAAGACUUCCUGAACCAAUACCCUCACCCCCUAAAGCAUGGCAGUUGCAGUUAUGUUACAUACAAACAGUCUGUUCCUAACAAUCACAACCUUGCUGAGAGUGAAUCAAGCAGUCUGAGUAGUUUGGACAGCCUUGACCUGAGUACUCUGCCAUCCCGUUUACCUGAUAAUCAGCAGCAGACAAUGGGCACACUGCAGAGGGAGAUGAAUGUGCUGUUUGAGCAGAAAAUGCAUGAGAUUCGCUGUCAUUCACCGCUGUUUUUCAGAGAUUCCUCAACAUUGUAAGAACAAAUUUACAUGAAACCCAAGAAGAAAAAAAUAUUCCUUACUGUGAAGAAAACUGACAGAUACUAUGGGGCGGGAAGGGAAAGCAAAUAGUCAGCUUCAUUUGUACUGAACUUCUUUUGUUGUACAAAUAUUGUCUUGUUUACAUGUAAAUCAUUAGCUGAUGCCAUCU
Xyrauchen texanus (razorback sucker) is the source of this 4374-nucleotide messenger RNA. RefSeq names its product 1-phosphatidylinositol 4,5-bisphosphate phosphodiesterase eta-2-like. Gene Ontology annotation, molecular function: phosphatidylinositol-4,5-bisphosphate phospholipase C activity; calcium ion binding. The transcript has 21 exons. Bases 267 to 4202 code for a protein of 1311 amino acids. The record is from RefSeq and is a predicted model, not a curated record. Gene Ontology annotation, biological process: lipid metabolic process; phosphatidylinositol-mediated signaling. NCBI's taxonomy places the organism in Eukaryota, Metazoa, Chordata, Actinopteri, Cypriniformes, Catostomidae.